Molecule: messenger RNA, 2203 nt
Organism: Anarrhichthys ocellatus (wolf-eel)
Lineage: Eukaryota; Metazoa; Chordata; Actinopteri; Perciformes; Anarhichadidae
Gene: mybpha
Product: myosin binding protein Ha
Exons: 13
Coding region: 297-1871 (524 amino acids)
Molecular function (GO): protein binding
Source: RefSeq, a predicted model, not a curated record
GUUUAUUUGGAUGUGGUCGUUUUUGUCAUUACAAAAUGUUAUUUGGUAUUACUUAAAUGUUGAUGUAAUUGUUUGUACAAGUUAGAAAACGGUGUUAAUUAAUUAUUAUUAAUAUAAACAAGCCCGGGUUGUCACAGGUACUCCAAACAUGGAUGAGGAUGUGGCUGAAAUAGGGGGGGUAUUAAAGUCAGGGAAUGGGUGGAGUUGUCUCCAGGCCCAGCAGCCCUCACCCUAUAUAUAUUACUUAAGAUCCCUCCUGGCUCUUUCAUCCAGAGGACUGGCCGUCUGUCAGCACGAUGCCAAGCAAACCUGCACCUAUCAAGAAGUCCCCAGCCAAGGCGCCUGAGCCCAUCCCGGAGCCUGAACCGGCCCCCGUAGAGGCUCCACCUGCGGAUGCUGCACCUGUGGAAGCUGCUCCGACUGAGGCAGCUCCCGCAACCGAGGGAGAAGCAGCCCCAGCAGAGGACACCCCCGCUUCUGAAGGAGGCACCCCAGCUGCUACUCCCGCUGCUGAAGACGAUGCUGCUGCUCCUGCUGCAGAUGCUCCCGCAGACGCUGCUCCAGCAGAAGCUGCUGUCGUUGAAGAGCCGCCAAAGGCCCCGACGCCCCCACCUCCUGCAGUCCCCACCAGCGCUCCUCUGGACGUAUCUGUGGACGAUGUGACCGACUCCAGCCUCACCAUUAAAUGGAACACGCCAGAGACCAUCAGAGACUCGGGCCUGGACGGAUACACCAUCGAGUACUGCAAGGAUGGAACAACGGACUGGGUUGUAGCUCAAGAGGAGCUGACCCCAACUAACUGCUACUGCAUCAAGAAUCUCACAGCCGGUGACCUGCUGCAUGUGCGCGUGGUGGCUGUAAACCGCGGUGGCCGCAGUGAACCUGGUACACUUGCUGAGCCCGUGCCCAUCCGGGAGAUUGGUGAGCGUCCCAGGGUCCGCAUUCCCCGCAAUCUCAAAUCCUGCUAUGUCAAGCAGGUUGGAGAUCAGAUCAACCUGGCCAUCCCCUUUCAUGGAAAGCCCAAACCUGUGGUGUCCUGGCGUAAGGACGGUCAGCUUGUGGAUACAAGGGUCAACAUCAGGAACAGUGACAAGGACACCAUCAUAUUUAUCCGCCACGCUCAGAGGGAGGACUCUGGUGUUUAUGAGAUUAGCGUUAAGGUGGACAGCUUUGAGGACAAAGCCACCAUCACCCUUCAAAUUGUGGACCGGCCUGGCAGUCCUGCCAAUGUGAAGCUGUUGGACACCUGGGACUUCAACGCUGCUCUUGAAUGGACCCCUCCCAAGGAUAAUGGCAACACAGAGAUCACUGGAUACACCAUCCAGAAGGCCGACAGGAAGACCGGGGAAUGGUUCUCGGUGCUGGUGCACCACCACAGGCUCACUGCCACCAUCACAGACCUCAUCAUGGGCAACUCGUACUCCUUCAGAGUGUUCGCUGAGAACCAAGUGGGCAUCAGUGAGAUGAGCGCUGUCACCAAGGGGGUGGCCACCAUCCAUAAGACAGGUAUUGUCUACAAGCCUCCCGAGUACCCGGAGCGUGACUUCAGCGAGGCACCCAGGUUCACAACACCCCUCACUAACCGCACUGCCACUGUGGGAUACACCACCAAGCUGCUGUGCUCUGUCCGUGGAUGCCCCAAGCCUACGAUCGAGUGGUUGAAGAAUCAAGUGUUCAUUGGAAAAGACCCCAAGUUUCGUCAGAUCUCUACCCAGGGCAUUUGCUCUUUGGAGAUCCGUAAGCCCGGCUCCUUCGACGGCGGUGUGUACACCUGCAGAGCCAAGAACCAGCAGGGAGAGGCCAUGGUCUCCUGCAAGCUGCAGGUCAAACAGGUUAUUCUUCCAGAGGCUGGCAAGGAGAAGGGCAAAUAAACCAACACCCAACGCCAGAGUGUUUGAAGAGGUGAGGGUCUGUGCAGCAGUGUGUACAUAAUGAAGAAAGGGAAAGAACAACAAACCAACAUCCCCAUAUCUAUUUCCAUCCUGACUCACCCACUCCUCCCAGUACGCAGGGAAAACCCACACCUCCCAACCCAUCCGUCUGUUAAAUGUUGUAUGUUAUUUAAGUUGGUGACAUGUAUGUAAGGAUAUAUUUACAAUGUUUUCUUUCUGCCUGUGUCCAUAUGCUGUUUGUUACAGUAUAUACUCAAUAAAACAGUGAAGCCUUGGACAUGCUAUUACAAUGACUGUAUGGAUGUUUAAUA